This is a messenger RNA of Gracilinanus agilis (Agile Gracile Mouse Opossum), 3320 nucleotides long. It is a transcript of the gene GNAS, whose product is annotated as GNAS complex locus. Lineage: Eukaryota; Metazoa; Chordata; Mammalia; Didelphimorphia; Didelphidae. The transcript is spliced from 13 exons. Gene Ontology annotation, biological process: sensory perception of chemical stimulus; adenylate cyclase-activating dopamine receptor signaling pathway. Gene Ontology annotation, molecular function: insulin-like growth factor receptor binding; D1 dopamine receptor binding; GTPase activity. Gene Ontology annotation, cellular component: heterotrimeric G-protein complex. The coding region runs from base 40 to 1182 and encodes 380 amino acids. The record is from RefSeq and is a predicted model, not a curated record.
GGGGGGGCCGCCGCUGCCGCCGCCGCCGCCGCCGCCGCCAUGGGGUGCCUGGGGAACAGCAAGACGGAAGAUCAGCGGAACGAGGAGAAGGCACAGCGAGAGGCCAACAAGAAGAUCGAAAAGCAGCUGCAGAAGGACAAGCAGCUCUACCGGGCCACCCACCGCCUCCUGCUGCUGGGUGCUGGUGAAUCUGGUAAAAGCACAAUAGUAAAACAGAUGAGGAUCUUGCACGUCAAUGGAUUUAAUGCUGAUUCGGAGAAAAAAAUGAAAAUCCAAGAUAUUAAAAAUAAUAUUAAAGAAGCUAUAGAGACAAUAGUGACAGCAAUGGGAAAUUUGGCACCUCCAGUUGAGCUAGCCAAUCCAGAGAAUCAGUUUCGAAUUGACUACAUUUUAAACUUAGCUAACCAGAUAGACUUUGACUUCCCACCAGAAUUUUAUGAACAUACCAAAACACUUUGGCAAGAUGAAGGUGUAAAAGCCUGCUACGAGAGAUCUAAUGAAUAUCAAUUGAUUGAUUGUGCUCAAUACUUUCUAGACAAGAUUGAUGUAGUCAAACAAAAUGAAUAUACACCAUCUGACCAAGAUCUUCUCAGAUGCAGAGUAUUGACAUCAGGAAUUUUUGAAACCAAAUUUCAAGUGGAUAAAGUAAAUUUUCACAUGUUUGAUGUCGGAGGACAACGAGAUGAACGUAGAAAAUGGAUCCAGUGUUUUAAUGAUGUGACUGCUAUCAUAUUUGUGGUGGCCAGCAGUAGCUACAACAUGGUUAUUCGAGAGGACAAUCAGACCAAUCGGCUUCAAGAAGCGCUAAACCUCUUCAAGAGUAUCUGGAACAACAGGUGGCUACGGACCAUUUCAGUAAUUCUAUUCCUGAAUAAACAGGAUUUAUUAGCAGAGAAAGUUUUGGCAGGGAAAUCUAAAAUUGAGGACUACUUUCCAGAAUUUGCUCGCUACACCACACCAGAUGAUGCAACACCUGAACCUGGUGAGGAUCCCAGAGUUACAAGGGCCAAGUAUUUUAUUAGGGAUGAAUUUCUUAGAAUCAGCACAGCAAGUGGAGAUGGAAGGCACUACUGCUAUCCCCACUUCACAUGUGCAGUGGAUACAGAAAAUAUCAGAAGGGUUUUCAAUGACUGUCGGGACAUUAUUCAACGGAUGCACCUUCGUCAAUAUGAGUUAUUGUGAUGGAGAGCACUUUUUCCCGUGUUUUGGACUCCUUAAUUCUCAUGUGAAAACAAAACACAAAACAAAUAUUUGCCCACAUAGGGUAGAAGAGAAUUGAUGCAGUCUCCCUCCAAUUUGCACCCUCGCCUUUUUUCCUUGCUGGACAAUAGCAGACUUUUAGCUUGCUUCUGUCUCCCUUGGACAGUUUUAAAAUGGCCAGCCAAAUAGGCUAUUUCCACCUGGGUUCCCUAACAUUAUUACCGGCAACAGAAUCAAAUAACAAAUAAAGCCCUGAAUGUGUGAAGCACCAUGAAGGAUUGGGGAAUAAUAAAAGUUAACACAUACAUACAUACAUACACAUAUGCACACACAUAUGGAGCGAGAAAUAUUUGGUAAUGUAAAACCAUUAUGGGCAAACUCAUAUUACCCAUGAUUUCAACUUUUUAUCCAUUCACUGCAUCAGAUGAGAGAAGGUGCUGAGUUACAGACCAAGUGUGAAGAAAGAUACCCAAGUUUGGUUCUCUGACUGUAAUGUGGCUUUGAACGGAAAUACUGACAAUUCUACAGCAGACUUAGUGCAAAAACUUACUGCUACCUUUCAAAAGGGUAUUUUUAAAUCCAGCUUUGUUGGUCUUAGGACAACCUUGGACAUUAUUAUUUGAACUGCAUACAGCCUGUGAUUGCAGAGAGCUCACCACACACUGUUUUCGGUUUGUCCACUCAUGAUCCUGUCUGCUAUAUAUAAAAAAAAUCAUUAACUGGACAGUUGUCCUCACAGGUUUUUUUUUCUCCCCUUCUUUCUCCUCCCCCCCCUUUUUUUUUAUUUUACUGCUGGAUUAUUAUUCUUGUACAGACUGUAAAAUGUAUUAUUUUGUACAACUUUACUGAAAAAAAAAAAACUUGUAGAAGAUCUUUGUGCCUUGAUUAUGGCUGUACCUGUAAAAUGAGCUAAGAUGUAAGUAUGUUUGAUUGCGCUGUACAGCUUUGUCAACCCUAUCUGCAGCAUUAGCUCAUGGUAGGGAAAUUUAUCUGUAGUUUAGUUUUUCUGGUUUAUAAAAGAAGGAAAAAUACUGUUUAGUUUUAAAAAAAAAGUACAAAUUGUGCAAACUUAACCACUUUAAAAGUGAGGUCUUCAACAAGUGACCAGAUGUCGCAGCAUCAUGCUUUUUAAUUUUAGCUUUAACUCAUUUAAAUCUCUAUUCCAAAUGCAAAACAUGGCUUGUUUCUACAUAAACCAAAUUUUGCUACAAAUUAUAAAUGUUAGUCUUUGGUCAUUCAUAGUCCUUUUUGCAAAAACAAAAAGAAGAAACAUAGGCACUGUGCAGGUAUGGUGACCCUCUGUAGACUGGACAGAAUCCCCACCAACCUCCACUAGACUGAGUGGGCAAAAUAUUAUAAAAAUGACAAGGUGUACACAACCCUUGUAUUUGGCCACUGAAUUCCAGUUGCAAAUGACAUUUUUAUUUCUCUUUUAAUAAAGAGAUACCUUAGAAACGUUUGUUUUUAUAUAAACUAUAUAAGUAGCUUAAAAGUGAAAAGAUGUGUGGAUUUUUCUUAAACUUGAAUAAUUUAUGCAAAUUAUAUGCUUAGAACAACAUGUGGUACAGUAAAAAGAAAAAAAGAGCAAAAAUCACUGUAGCAAUAAGAAAGCAUGUAAUUUUAGUAACUACUACAUUGCUUUAUAUUUUAUACUUAGGUGUUUUAUGUCUCUGUGAGUGUUACUUUUUCAUGUGUCUAAACCUUCGUGUACAAUCUGUACAGUCAAGAAUUACAGUUGUAAUAUCAGAUUUAGAACAGUGUUAGCCUAUAUUACUUAAAAAAACCCCAACAAACCCAAAUCAAUCUGAAUUUUAAUGAAGUGAAUUGAAAAGUUGCCUCUUUAGUGACACUAGCUUUUUCCAUCAAUAGUUGCUUUGGGGAAGAAAUUCAGGUUAUGUGAAAAUUUGAUCCCAAUCAAUAUUAAAUGAUUAGGUAUGCAAUAGGUGCCAAUAUUGGUUUUCAGAAUCCUGUUGUUUAAGAAUUGUCGCCAUUUAAAGUGGUAUGGUUUCUGUUCUUUUGUUUCUAAAAUUCUGUCCCAAUCCAGUACCAUGAUUAUGGAGAUUCUGGAUUUGAUAGUGUUUGUCUUGACUCCUUUUACCCAAGUAAAUGAGUCUUGGAAA